GUAAAAACGCUGAACAGUGCGAUAGCGCAAACCAUUGUUUCUCACAGUUAUACAAAGACAACUUAUUUAUUUGUGAGUUACGAAGUGAAAAGUACAAACAAACAAUAAAAAUGGUGAAAAGUCCAGCAAUCGGAAUCGACUUGGGAACCACAUACUCCUGCGUCGGAGUGUGGCAGCAUGGAAAGGUGGAAAUCAUCGCCAACGAUCAAGGAAACAGGACGACACCCAGUUACGUCGCAUUCACCGACACCGAAAGACUCCUGGGAGAUGCCGCCAAAAACCAGGUCGCCAUGAAUCCCCACAACACAGUCUUCGAUGCCAAACGUCUCAUCGGAAGGAAAUACGACGAUCCGAAAAUACAACAGGACAUCAAACACUGGCCCUUCAAAGUAAUCAGUGAUGGAGGAAAACCGAAAAUUCAAGUCGAAUACAAAGGGGAGAACAAAACUUUCGCUCCAGAAGAGAUCAGCUCGAUGGUGUUGACGAAAAUGAAGGAAACGGCAGAAGCAUAUUUGGGAACGUCCGUUAGAGAUGCAGUCAUCACAGUACCAGCUUACUUCAACGACUCCCAAAGACAAGCCACUAAAGAUGCCGGAGUGAUCGCUGGUCUCAAUGUCAUGAGGAUCAUCAACGAACCGACCGCAGCAGCACUCGCCUACGGUUUGGAUAAGAAUUUGAAGGGAGAAAGAAACGUACUCAUCUUCGAUUUGGGCGGUGGAACAUUCGACGUUUCCAUUCUAACCAUCGACGAAGGUUCACUAUUCGAAGUCAAAGCCACUGCCGGUGACACACAUCUUGGCGGAGAAGACUUCGACAACAGACUUGUUAAUCACUUGGCUGAUGAAUUCAAACGGAAGUACAAAAAAGAUCUAAGAAGCAAUCCACGAUCGUUGAGAAGGUUGAGAACCGCAGCAGAAAGGGCAAAGAGGACGUUGUCAUCAAGUACCGAAGCCAGCAUUGAAAUUGAUGCUCUCUUUGAGGGUGUCGAUUUCUACACCAAAGUAUCCAGGGCACGAUUCGAAGAGCUCUGUUCCGAUUUGUUCAGGGGAACAUUGCAGCCAGUUGAAAAGGCUCUUAACGACGCCAAAAUGGAUAAGGGAGCAAUUCAUGACGUUGUAUUAGUAGGAGGCUCCACUAGGAUUCCCAAAAUUCAAAGCUUACUACAGAACUACUUCUGCGGAAAGUCUUUGAAUCUCUCGAUCAAUCCAGACGAAGCAGUGGCUUACGGUGCCGCCGUCCAAGCUGCCGUUCUCAAUGGUGAAUCCGACUCCAAGAUCCAAGACGUCCUUCUGGUCGAUGUGACUCCACUUUCUUUGGGUAUCGAAACUGCCGGAGGAGUAAUGACAAAGAUCAUCGAACGAAACGCGAGAAUUCCCUGCAAACAAACCCAGACCUUCACGACUUACGCGGAUAACCAACCAGCAGUCACUAUUCAAGUAUUCGAAGGCGAACGAGCGAUGACCAAAGACAACAAUCUCCUGGGAACGUUCGAUCUGACGGGAAUUCCGCCCGCACCAAGAGGAGUUCCAAAGAUAGAAGUCACCUUCGACUUGGACGCCAACGGAAUUUUGAACGUCUCCGCCAAAGACACAAGUUCUGGAAACUCUCGAAACAUCACAAUCAAAAACGACAAGGGACGUUUGUCGCAACGAGACAUAGACAGGAUGGUGUCGGAAGCUGAAAAGUACAAAGAAGAGGAUGAAAAGCAGAGGCAGAGGAUUUCGGCUCGCAACCAACUGGAAGCUUAUAUAUUCCAAGUAAAACAGGCUGUGUCCGAUUGCGGCGACAAACUAUCAGCCGAAGACAAAUCGAAAGUGGAGAGCGAGUGCCAGAACUGUCUGCAAUGGUUGGAUAAUAACUCGUUGGCGGAGAAAGAGGAGUACGAGGACAAACAGAAAGAGUUGACCUCCAUUUGCAGCCCGAUCAUGGCGAAAUUGUAUGGCGGCGGUCAACAAGGAUCCAUGCCGGGAAGUUGUGGGCAACAAGCAGGCGGUUUUGGUGGAAAACAAGGCGGACCAACGAUUGAAGAAGUUGAUUAAAUCCUUCCCAGUAUCACCACUUCUAUAAUCAAUAAGUGACAUAUUGUAUUAUAUCGUAGAUCUUUAUUUUAAAAGACUGUAUUAGAACAUGUAAAAUGUUUGUGAUAUUUUGUUAUUUAUUUUUAAAUAAAAUGUUUAGUAUGUU
Aethina tumida (small hive beetle) is the source of this 2184-nucleotide messenger RNA. RefSeq names its product heat shock protein 68-like. Gene Ontology annotation, molecular function: ATP hydrolysis activity; heat shock protein binding; misfolded protein binding. NCBI's taxonomy places the organism in Eukaryota, Metazoa, Arthropoda, Insecta, Coleoptera, Nitidulidae. Gene Ontology annotation, biological process: protein refolding; cellular response to unfolded protein. Gene Ontology annotation, cellular component: cytoplasm. The record is from RefSeq and is a predicted model, not a curated record. The transcript has a single exon. Bases 111 to 2039 code for a protein of 642 amino acids.